Dentiscutata heterogama is the source of this 1341-nucleotide messenger RNA. The record is from the annotation of a GenBank genome assembly. NCBI's taxonomy places the organism in Eukaryota, Fungi, Glomeromycota, Glomeromycetes, Diversisporales, Gigasporaceae.
AUGGACUUGAAAAUAAGCGAUCAAUGCCCAGUUUAUGCAUCGUUUUUCGGACACGCUGGAGUUGCAGCAGCGAUGAUCUUUAGCUCUAUUGGUGCUGCUUAUGGGACAGCAAAAGCUGGAAUUGGAAUUGCUGGUGCCGGAACUUUUAGACCUGAGCUUAUUAUGAAGUCGCUUCUACCUGUAGUUAUGGCUGGUAUUAUUGCCGUUUAUGGACUUGUUAUAUCUGUUUUGAUAUGUGGAUCGUUGGACCCAAACAAAUCAUACUCUCUAUUUACUGGCUUUAUUCACCUUGGUUCAGGUCUUACAGUAGGCCUUGCAGGUUUAGGAGCAGGUUACUCAAUAGGAGCUGUUGGUGAUGCUUUUGUUAGAGCUUAUGUACAACAAACGAGACUUUUUGUUUCAAUGGUUUUGAUGUUAAUUUUUGCCGAAGUAUUAGGUCUUUAUGGAUUAAUUGUUGGCUUGAUUCUUAAUACUAAGGCCAGUAGGCGAUCCUUUGAAAGGUUCAAAGAGAUUAGGGCCCAAGGUGUUCUUGCAAAGCAUCAGACUUCUCGGAAUGCCACGCCCGGACAGAAGCCUAAUUCAUUUUUUCGAAUAGGUUCUUUGCAAAGUUAUUCUGGCGAAAUAUUUCAGAUUUUAAAAAUUUUAUUAAUGCGGUUACCUCCCCGAACAGAGGCGACACCGCAUCAUCUGUUAAUACAAAGUGUUUCAAAAGUAUUUCGAAAAGCGUUUACACGAUUUGGUCAAGAUACAAAAAUCACAAUGGAACAAAUUGAACAUCCUGACGUGUUAAUCGACUCAUUACCAUACAUUGAUCAAGAGAUUGAUUAUGAAGGAAUGCGAGCAAAAGUUGAUAAACUUGUCGAGCAAGAAAUGAGAAAACGACCUUCCCAAUCAAAACGAGAUUAUGCUUCUCAUUUUCCUUCUAAUUUUGAAUUAUUUAAAGAAUCACCUAUACUUGCAAUAGAAUAUCAACGUGUUCAACAAGGAAAACCAAUCACAGAAAUGGAUACAAGUAGAUAUAAAUUAAUCGAACCUGAUGAUAAAGAAGAUGAUGAAUUAUGGAAGAAAGCUGUUGAUAAUUCGAAUGCUCAAUUAUAUCAUCAAAAUCUUCGAUUUUUUAAUCUAGAAUUACUUCAAAAAUUUGGACCAAACUCAUGGAAGCUUCAUAAUUAUCAAUUAGAACAUGAAUUACAACAGUUUCAAAGAACUUUAGAAGAUUAUCGUCAAAGAGUUUUAGAGUUGAAUAAACGGAGAAAAGCUGAACAGAUUCAAGCGGGGAGUCAAGUCGAGGCAUUAGAAAAUAAAUGGACAGAAUUAAUUGGUCAAACACUUCAAUUGGAA